AUGCUGGCUGGUUAUGAGGAACGCUGGCAGGAACGCUGGCACGUAAGCUGGUUGACGGCAGGGACGCUGGCUGGCUGGCUGGAUCGCUGGCAGGAACGCUGGCUAGCCGGCAGAAACGCUGGCUGGCCUGCAGGAUUGCUGGCAGGAAUGCUGGCUGGCCGGCAGGAACGCUGGACGCCUAUCAGGAACCCUGGCAGGAACGCUGGCAGGUAUGCUGGUUGGCCAUCUGCAUCAGUGGCUGGCUGGCAGGAACACUGGCAAGAAAACUGGCAGGACCGCUGGCCAGCAGGCAGGUAUGCCACAGCAACGCUGGCAGGAAUACUGGCUGGUUGGCAGGAACGUUGGCAGGAGCGCUGUCUGGCUAGCAGGAAAGCUGGCACUAAUGCUGGCUGGCCGGCAGGAAUGCUGGGAAGAAUGUUGGCUGCAAUGCUAUCUGGCUGGCAGGAAGUCAAGCUGCAACGCUGGCAGUAA
Schistocerca piceifrons (Central American locust) is the source of this 471-nucleotide messenger RNA. RefSeq lists its product as uncharacterized. The transcript has a single exon. Lineage: Eukaryota; Metazoa; Arthropoda; Insecta; Orthoptera; Acrididae. The record is from RefSeq and is a predicted model, not a curated record. Bases 1 to 471 code for a protein of 156 amino acids.